Molecule: messenger RNA, 1225 nt
Organism: Rubroshorea leprosula
Lineage: Eukaryota; Viridiplantae; Streptophyta; Magnoliopsida; Malvales; Dipterocarpaceae
Source: the annotation of a GenBank genome assembly
CUUCUGCCCUCUCUGCUCAAGCUUAUAGCCGAAUUUCCCUUUUCCCUCUCCCUGGAAUGUCUCAACCCAGGUCGGAAAUGCCGGAGAUACUCCCAUCAGAGGGCCCGGUAAAUGGAAUCGGAGCACCCCAGGUGGUCAGUUCAUUGGAGACUGUCGGAUCGAAGCGCCAACGGCGGCCAAGCGUCCGAUUGGGCGACAUUGGUGGCGACCAGCCUUACGAUACCCAUGUGCGGAGAGCCGCUGCUGCCUCCGCCAAGCAGUGGAAGCACCAAUCCAACCAUUCUUUGAAUCCCUCUGUCGGUGCGAAGUCCUCUAAGACUCGCCCUCUCACCAAUCUGACUUCGGAAUUCAACAACGAAAUUCUCGAUGAUGAGAAAGACGGGAACAUCAACAACAACGGCAACAACAACGGUAAUUUGGAUAGCGUCGCAAUUGGAAGCUGGAAGGUUAAGGAUCCUAAAAAGCGGGGUUCUUCUGCUACGAAAAGGGUUCGAUCCAAUUGGGUGUCUAAAGUCGACGAUGGUGGCGGUGGUGGAAACGGGAACAGUCACAAUGUGGAAUUGGAAGAUAAAUACAGUGGAGGUGAGGAUGUUGAUGAUUUUGAUAUGGAUAAUUCUGAGAGUCCCUUGAAAGAGCAAAGUCCAAUUCACUCACUAGACCACUUGGGUGUGGAUGGUAAUGAAAGAGAGGGGCUUUAUCAUGGGAACAGUAGUAGAAGGCCAUCUAGGGCUAGGGUUUUGGAGAACAGGGACCAUCAUGAUGGUAUGGAGCUAUCUGGACCAUCUGAUACAGAUAUGAGGAGGUGUGGAGAGGACGGAGUGAGAAUAUGGUUGAAUAGUUUGGGGUUGGGGAGGUAUGCACCGGUUUUUGAAAUUCAUGAAGUGGAUGAUGAGGUAUUGCCAUUGUUGACUCUGGAGGAUUUGAAGGAUAUGGGAAUAAAUGCAGUUGGUUCUCGGAGGAAGAUGUUUUGUGCAAUUCAAAAGUUGAACAAGGGCUUUUCAUAAGCUUCUUUCUUUCUCUCUUUUUGUGAUGUAGGUUUUUGAAGGAGAAAUUUCUCAGCCAUGGCAAUGUAAGAAAUCAUGUCUGAACCAGUUUGAGCCUUUUUAGUAUUUGCUUAUAAUUCUCUUAUUGGUGUAGUACUAGGAAUAGUUUUGGAAUGGGUAGGUUCUUUUGUUAGUGUCUUCUUCUAGCAGUAUAUGACUAUUAGUCUAAUGCAAUUUUCUGG